This is a messenger RNA of Chlamydomonas reinhardtii, 2556 nucleotides long. RefSeq lists its product as uncharacterized. Gene Ontology annotation, cellular component: nucleolus. The record is from RefSeq and is a predicted model, not a curated record. Gene Ontology annotation, biological process: positive regulation of transcription by RNA polymerase I; rRNA processing. The transcript is spliced from 9 exons. The coding region runs from base 291 to 1865 and encodes 524 amino acids. Gene Ontology annotation, molecular function: protein binding. NCBI's taxonomy places the organism in Eukaryota, Viridiplantae, Chlorophyta, Chlorophyceae, Chlamydomonadales, Chlamydomonadaceae.
GUCGUGAGAGAGCUACUUCUACAUUCUACAUACAGUACCUUAAAUCUACCAAGCAGGCCAAAUCAUGCGCGCAGAUAGGACAACCGCAUAAGUCUAUUGACGCUUCUCCUUCCUGAACGUAAAGCCACUGCAAACGAAGUGCACUGAACUUUAGGCUGAUAUACUUGCAACGUUGAUACGCGGGGGAAAAUAGCGUCGCGGCAAAAGAUGCACUGAGUGAAUUUGCCGGCCGGCGGGCGGUUCUCAGCCUCCGCGCCAAUUUGCCAUCUUUCAGUUUGUGACCUGUUAUAAUGGAGUACGAGCCAGCAGAAUACCAGAAGCUGCAAGUGCGCCAGUAUGCGCCACGCGAGCUCAGGGAGACCGCCGAGGGGAAAUACUGGCGGCAGUUUAAGGCACCAAUUAUAGCGAAACAGUUUGGCGGCGUCACGCACAUCGACUUCUGCCAACAGUACCCCUAUAACCUGGCCGUCACCGCGUCGACACGAGUUAUUAUAUACAAUGGCCUUGCGCCCGCGGUGGUGGGCCGCACCAUCAGCCGCUUCAAGGACAUCGCCUACAGCGGCUGCUUCCGGAGCGAUGGCCGCCUCGUGUGUGCGGGCGGGCAGGACGGCGUGGUGCAGGUGUUUGACGCCAACAGCCGCUCCGUGCUUCGCCAGUUCAAACUGCACAAGCGCGCCACGCGCGUGGCCCGCUUCGGCGCCGACAAGCUGCACGUGCUGUCGGGCAGUGACGACGUGACGGUGCGCUGGUGGGACGUGAGCGCCGGCAGCCAGGUGCUGCGGCUUGAUGGGCACCGCGACUAUGUGCGGGCGGCGGCGGCCAGCCCCGCCAGUCACGACACGUGGCUGACGGGCAGCUACGACCACACAGUGAAGCUGUGGGACGUGCGGGCGGGCGGCAGCGCGGUGCUGAGUCUGGAGCACGGCGCGCCGGUGGAGGACGUGGCGUUCUUCCCCUCGGGCUCCAUGGCGGUGACGGCGGGCGGCAACUACCUGUGUGUGUGGGACCUGCUGGGCGGCGGCGGCGGGCGGCUGCUGAAGCGGCUGGACAACUUCCAGAAGACCGUCACGUGCGUGCGCCUCAGCCCGCUGGCGGGGCCGGACUCAGCGGCGGCGCCGCGCAUGCUUGCGGGCUCCCUGGACGGACACGUCAAGAUCUUCGAGCUGGACUCGUUCCGUGUGACGCACGCCUCCAAGUACCCGGCGCCCGUCAUGAGCCUGGGCCUGUCACCCGACUGCCGACUGAUGGCGGUGGGCAUGGCGGACGGCAACCUGAGCGUGCGGAAACACGCGCGGCCCAAGCGGGCAGGCGUGGGAGCCGGGCUGGGCGCGCCGGAGCAGCGGCAACGGCGGGCUCCGCGCCUGACGGCCGCCAACUACCGCUACUUCAUCCGCGGCCAGAACAGCCGCGCCGCCGCCUCCGACUACCGGGUGGUGCGGCAGCGGCAGGUGCGGCUGCAGGCGUACGACCGCAUGCUGAGGCAGUUCAGGUACCGCGAGUCUCUGGACGCGGCGCUGUCCACCCGGCAGCCUGAGGUGGUGGCCAGUGUGCUGGAGGAGCUGGCGGCGCGCGGCGGACUGGCGGGCGCGCUGGGCGGGCGGGACGCGGAGGGGCUGCUGCCGCUGCUGCGGCACCUGGUCAAGUACAUCGCAGAGCCCAGGUACACUCGGCUGCUGGCGGGCGUGGCGCACCGGCUGCUGGACACCUACAGCGGCGUGGUGGGCACCGCCCCCGCAGUUGACAAGGCGCUGGGGGUGCUGCGCGACCGGCUGGCGGAGGAGCUGGGCGUGCAGGACCAGCUGAGCGGGCUGGCGGGCGCGCUGGAGCCGCUGCUGGCGGCGUCGCUGGCGGGCGCGGUGUUUUGAGCUGGCGCUGCUGCUGAGGAGGAGGAUAAGGCGAGGGGGGGGAUGCGAGAUGUGGUUAAGGGGGGCCAGGUCAUGAUAGUUUGCGACCCUGGAGGAUCCUCAUGCUGUGGCGCUGAAUGUUGAUUGCUGAAUGGGCAUUGCCAGGCUGCUGCAGGGCAGUGUACAACUGGGUCCGAGCGCACUAGCUCAUGAUGGCUUUGGCUAGGGGCGCCUACCGUACGUCCGUACUUUGCCGGUUGUGGUGCACGCCUGGCGCGCACCUGUGGUUCGGCACCCAAGCACCGGUUACGCCAAGCUCUUGACUUGUAGCGGAGUGGAUGGUUGCAUGCUGUAGAUUGUCCCCUAGUGCAUGGGCUAGGGGCCUGGGUGACGCGGGCGUGGCAGCAUGGCGCUCGCGUAGUCAAGCGGCCUGGAGCACCGCUAGAGUUGGACCCUGUGAGGCCGUACGGUAGGAAACACUCGAGUGCAUGGAGCCCCCUACGGGCGAUCGGAGGUAUACGGUACGUGUUCUACUGCUAGGGCUAUACGCGUAUCACUAUCAGGCCCUGGCUUUGCUUGUGCGUGGCUGAUGCCAGAAUGCGCGUGGUUCACGGCGCGGUGCAAGGGCUUAGUGGCCGCUCUCGGUGCCUCUUAUGUUGUGAGAGGCGCGGCGCGCGCCAGCACAAUGUAACGGAGUUGGAGCUCAUGGCAA